Paramuricea clavata is the source of this 944-nucleotide messenger RNA. NCBI's taxonomy places the organism in Eukaryota, Metazoa, Cnidaria, Anthozoa, Malacalcyonacea, Plexauridae. The record is from the annotation of a GenBank genome assembly.
AGAAGGCGAGUCUUCAACAUUGUGACUGUAUACAUUAUUCUUAAAUUGGCAGAAGCAAAACUAAAUGCCAUCGAACGAACUAUAUUAAACGAAAUAUCCUCUCCAAGCAAACUUGACGAAGACACAAGUGCCACUUCGAGACAACGUACCAAAACAUGGGUGCAAGAUCAGCAACAAAAUGUGGCUCCAGACACCAAUCUAACCAAUGUCACCAGCAGGAGAAAGCUCAGCGUUCGAUUUGAUGAUCAGCCUCGUCAGACGGAUCCAAUUGCGACUGAUCCUGGUUCAGAGCAGUUACCACAACAAAUCCCCAUCGGUACCCAGAAAUUGCCAUCGGUACCCAGAAAUCCCCAUCGGUACCCACUAUCCACAACAUACCCUCGAGUACACCCACUAUCCACAACAUACCCUCGAGUACACCCAUCAUCCACAACCCUGUUCAACCUUACCCACCGUAUACAACCGUGGAACAUGACCCAGCUACAGUGGUAAACAAAUGUUUGGGGGCCGUCGCAGCAACCAGUGAUAAAUUGACCGCCAGUUUAGCAAGAAUAAGUCUUCCUAAAUGUCACCCCGAUAUAUUCUUCGGCGAUGCAACUACGUUACAUCCGUGGAAAAGCUCUUUCAAGGGUAUGAUUAGCGACUCUGAGAUAACCACAGAACAAGAGAUGAACUAUUUGCACAUGUACACUAGGGGAGCACCACAGAAAUUGGUGAACAGUUUUCGCAAAAGACAAUAUGGCGACUCGAACAAGUUGUUGAAAGAACUCUGGGUGGAGCUAGAAAAUCGUUUUGGCAACGUAGCGAUCAUAACCAAUACACUACUGACGCGAUUGAAAGAGGCUACAAAAUUCACUGACAGGGAUAAGAAAAGUCUGCAGGCGUUUUCAGAUCUGUGUAUCGAUGUGUCUUCCCAGAUUAAGCAACUUCCUGGACUUGCCUGA